Messenger RNA from Folsomia candida, 675 nucleotides. RefSeq lists its product as uncharacterized. The record is from RefSeq and is a predicted model, not a curated record. The transcript is spliced from 3 exons. Gene Ontology annotation, cellular component: mitochondrion. Bases 118 to 471 code for a protein of 117 amino acids. NCBI's taxonomy places the organism in Eukaryota, Metazoa, Arthropoda, Collembola, Entomobryomorpha, Isotomidae.
AACUCUCGAAUCUCAUUUAUCGCCUCUGUUUGUGCUAAAAAGAAACUUGGAAUAUUUUUCUUGAAAACUAAAAACCAUAUAAUUUUUAGCAACAGCCACAGCCAUAAAUUGGGCGAGAUGUCAAAUAAAUUGGAACAGUACGAUGUCUCGCCUAAGGAGUUGCGCAAUAUCCAAGAAAGAGCCAAGAUCAGGGCAGAUUUCCGCAAAGAAUUUGUCAAGCAGUUUACAAACCCUCAUCGCCAUGGAGAAGGGGGCUACCUAUUUGACCCAGCCUUGCAGCGAUGGCAGUCCUUGAAGGCACAACAGUACUACUACUUUAAGCCUACGUCCAAAACCAUCUUUUGGCCGAUUCUUGUCGUCUCGACCUGUUUCGGAUAUGGGCAUUGGAUGAAGUUGCGACGAGCCAAACGGGAGGCUGCAUACCGUCAAGGGCUUGUUUCCUACAGAGACAGAGAAUUCAAGUUCAUCUAAUGGAAAAUCUUUCCUAGAAAAAAAAUCGCUUGUAGAAAUGCUGGUCUUGUUGAUUUAGUGUGUAAAGUUGUAUGUAGUAAUAUAAUAUAAAACGGGAUUUCUUCUCACCUUCAAAAACAAUUACUAUAUGCGUAAUUUCGAUGAAUUAUAUGUAAUUAUGAUAUGAGCGAAGCAAUUUAAUAAAUUGCAAUUCAAUAAAUUACA